CAGACACACGCACACAUUUCCAUCGAGGCAUCGAGCCAUCCCUCGCCGCUCGCCAAACGAAACGGAGACUGACUUUUGUCGAGAAUCGAGAUUCAUUUGAGGGCUUCUGGGCUUGUUACUGGAACAAGAACAACACAGAUACAUAUGACAUAUUGACAUGGCCCCCCAUCAUGCAUAAAAUAAUGGGAUUACAGAAAAAAAGUGUCUAGUACUCUAUUCUAGUUUAAUAUUACCAUGAUAUGAGCUUUCUUAUCUAAUCUCUCUGUGCAGUUUAUCACGCUCCCUUUUUUUUUCCACUUUGUUCCCCUGUUUUCUUUUGUUUUUCCUUUUUUUUUUCCCUGUUCUCAACUUUUUGGAAUGAUUUUUUGCCCAUUUUUUGAUUAAAAAAAAAAAAAAACUUAAAGAAUCAUUAACCAGGAGUGUGAGCGAGCGAGCGAGAACCUAUCACUUAGACAGGAGGGACCUGGGGAGAGGUGGUUCUGUUCUCCGCUCUCCAUCUCUGGAUGUCUGCAUCACCUUCCUUCCCCGCCCUCUCCUCUCUUCCCUUCUUUCUCUUCCGAUAACCAAAAACCGAAAACCCCAUCCUACCUAGAAAAAUAAUACAUUACUGUCAGCACCAUUUCAUGGUUUACAUGUAUUAGCACAACCCCAUUUUCCCAAAAUCUCCACUUCAUUUAACAAGGAAGCGUUGGUUUUGUAUCACACAUUCUCCUCAUAUCAUCAUCCAAUAUGCCGCUUAAUACCUGCAUUCUCCUAAUUUGCUUAUUAAGCGCCUUUCCACCCCUUAUCAGAGCUACCCUCAAUCUCACCCUUCCCCAUCAACAUCCCGAUCCCGAAGCGGUUGUUCAAGAUGUACAACGGAGAGUCAAUGUGUCCGUGUCGAGGCGGCAAAUGCUGGGGGUUUGGGAGAAAGGCCAGUCGUCUUGUCUCACUGGAAACCCUAUCGACGACUGCUGGAGGUGCGACCCGAACUGGCAGGCGAACCGCCAACGGUUAGCCGAUUGCGGGAUCGGGUUCGGCCGAGACGCACUGGGCGGGAAGGGCGGUCAGAUCUAUGUGGUCACGGAUUCGUCCGACCGUGACCCAGUCAACCCUACGCCGGGAACGCUACGAUACGCAGUGAUCCAAAACGAACCCCUCUGGAUUGUGUUCUCGGGCAACAUGAUGAUAAGGCUGAAGCAGGAGCUCAUCGUGAACAGCUUCAAGACCAUCGACGGCCGCGGCGCCAACGUCCACAUCGUGGGCGGCGGAUGCAUCACCAUCCAGUACGUUAGCAACAUCAUCAUCCACAACAUCCACAUUCACCACUGCGUCCCCUCCGGUGAGGCUAACGUGCGCUCUAGCCCGACACAUUACGGCUGGCGCACGAAAUCGGACGGCGACGGUAUCUCCAUCUUCGGGUCGAGGAAGAUAUGGAUCGAUCAUUGCUCGCUGUCCUACUGCACGGAUGGUCUGAUUGAUGCCAUAAUGGGGUCCACCGGGAUUACCAUAUCCAACAACUAUUUUUCCCAUCACAAUGAUGUAAUGCUGCUUGGACACAACGACGAGUAUCCGCUGGAUAUCGGGAUGCAAGUGACCAUUGCGUUCAAUCACUUCGGUGAGGGGCUCGUACAGAGGAUGCCCAGGUGUAGGCGUGGCUACAUCCACAUCGUUAACAACGAUUUCACUCAGUGGCAGAUGUACGCAAUCGGCGGUAGUGCCAAUCCCACCAUCAACAGUCAGGGCAACCGCUACAUUGCGCCGUCGAACCCGGAUGCCAAGGAGGUGACAAAGCGGGUGGAUACGGGAGAGGGCGAGUGGACGAGUUGGAACUGGAGGACGGAGGGCGACAUAAUGGUAAAUGGAGCGUUCUUCGUGCCAUCCGGGGAGGGUCUAGGGGUGAAGUACGCCAAGGCGUCGAGUGUGGAGCCCAAAUCGGCUGGGCUCAUUGACCAGUUAACCAUGAAUGCCGGUGCCUUUGGGGGAAGCAGGGACGACACCGGCGGUAUGACGUACCCGGGUUUCAACGGUGGUGGGUCCGGCAGCGGCAGCGGCGUGGCUGUGGGAUCGGGUUCUGCCGGUGGUGGUGAUGCAGACAUAUUCGGGAUGAUCUUCGGGGGUGGGCGGAGCGGGAGCGGGAGCGGCGCGCCACCGCCACCAUCCAUAUUGUUAUUGUGUUAUCUUUCUUCUUUGCUAUUAUUUCUGUAUCUGAUUUCCGCCACCACCUCAUUAUAAGGACAAAGUUAUAGGGUAGUAGUAAAUUAUUAGUGGAAGGCCUUCAAAAAAAAUUAUUAGUGAAAGAAAAAAAAUUACAUAUCCCCUCUCCUGUCUUGACUCUUGAGUGUUGAAGCUUUGAUCAGUUAGUUUAGUUAUCCAUUUCAUUCUCAUC
Molecule: messenger RNA, 2368 nt
Organism: Nelumbo nucifera (sacred lotus)
Lineage: Eukaryota; Viridiplantae; Streptophyta; Magnoliopsida; Proteales; Nelumbonaceae
Product: putative pectate lyase 5
Molecular function (GO): pectate lyase activity
Source: RefSeq, a predicted model, not a curated record